AUGCCGCCGCCGGUGCUGCUGACCGAGCUCCUCGAGGAGGUAUUCCUCCGCCUUCCGCCGGACGAGCCAGAGCACCUCGUCCGUGCCUCCGCCGUCUGCAAGCCGUGGCGCGGAAUCCUCGCCAACCGCGGGUUCCGCCGCCGCUACCGGGAGCGCCAUGGGACGUCUCCCGUCCUGGGAUUGUUCCAGAACAUUCGAGGAGACUGCCGAUUCGUCCCCACCUCCGCCUUUCAACCUGCCGAGGCUGACAUUCGCAGCUGGGUUGCCAUGGACUGCCGCCACGGCCGCGUGCUCUUCUGCUCCGACGGCAUGGAGAUCGGAGGGGGGCUCGAAUUCCUCGUCUGGGACCCUAUGACAGGCGACGAGCGCCGUGUGGCCUGGCCGUACCGCAUAGAUCCCAUUGCGUGCUUCAGCAUGGCACUGCUCUGCGCCGCCGAAGGCUGUGACCACCGUGGUUGCCAAGUGCAAGGAGGACCGUUCCGUGUUGUGGCCGUCCUGUCUACCGGAUGGGAGAGCAGAGUCACAUCCGCGUGCUUAUACUCAUCGGAGACCGACGGGUGGAGCGAGCUCACCUCUUUUGCCCAUCUCGGUGCCUCUGGCUUGAAUAUGCCUAGCAUCCUUGUCGAUGAUGGGCUCUACUUCAACAGCAGUGGAAAUCAGAUCCUCAAGUACCAACUAGCCACACUUGAUUUUUCAGCGUUUGAGAAGCCGGUCAUGUUCAAUGGAGGGGAACUCAUUAAAACAGAAGACGGCGGGUUGGGAUUCGCUUGCCUGAAUAACACAAACAUAACCCUGUGGUCAAGGGAGACUGGUCCUGAAGGAGCCGUCGGAUGGGCACAACACAAGGUAAUUGAUCUCGUGAUGCUGCUCCCUGAUGCCGCCCUCUCGGUCCCAACAUUGUCUAGUAUGCCGAACAUUAUGCGUGCGUAUGGCUUCAUGGAUGUCACCCAUGUAAUUUUGGUGGGCACAGAUGUUGGUGUGUACAUGGUCGAACUCAAGUCAGGACGAUCCAGGAAGGUGCUCAAGCAGCCUUGCGAAUUUAGUGAAGUCUUUCCCUAUGCGAGCUUCUGCAUUCCAGAUAUCCCUUGCGUGCAUGCAACCAUGUGCAAUCUUUUGUCGUGA
Messenger RNA from Brachypodium distachyon (stiff brome), 1122 nucleotides. RefSeq lists its product as uncharacterized. The transcript has a single exon. NCBI's taxonomy places the organism in Eukaryota, Viridiplantae, Streptophyta, Magnoliopsida, Poales, Poaceae. Gene Ontology annotation, molecular function: protein binding. Bases 1 to 1122 code for a protein of 373 amino acids. The record is from RefSeq and is a predicted model, not a curated record.